Messenger RNA from Alternaria arbusti, 1203 nucleotides. RefSeq lists its product as uncharacterized. The transcript is spliced from 2 exons. NCBI's taxonomy places the organism in Eukaryota, Fungi, Ascomycota, Dothideomycetes, Pleosporales, Pleosporaceae. The record is from RefSeq and is a predicted model, not a curated record. The coding region runs from base 1 to 1203 and encodes 400 amino acids. Gene Ontology annotation, molecular function: 1-alkyl-2-acetylglycerophosphocholine esterase activity.
AUGUCCGAAGACACCCCCACCAAACCCACUUCCAAGGCCAGUCUCCUCAAGCUCCUCCGCCUAUGCACUCGACCCGUCGUCAUGCUUCCGUUUCUGGGGACCAUCGGCCUCGUACUCAUGAUCACACUCACUGUGCUCCUACCGCAAAAUGUUCACUCCAUCGAGAUCCCCGGCGCGGAUAACAACCACAACUACCUCGUCGCCGUCUCCCACUUCCCCUUGACAGAUUCCACAACAAAGAAUCCUUACCACCCGGAUGAAGACCGACGAGUCAUGGUCAGCUUUUACAUGCCUGUGCCUAGGAAACAGUGCUCUGCAAUGGGCACGCAGGAAUAUAUGCCGCCGCAAACCGCGAAGAUAGCAAACGAGCAGUUCAUUGAAGGCAACGAGCGUGACGCAGGUGUCUUCGAAACAAUGAUAUAUUCGUCUUGCAUCAGCAGCAGCAGCGGCGGCGGAGGUGACGUCAGCAAAGUCCCCGUCGUAGUCCUAGAACCACACGUCGACACGAGCAGGUUGAUGUACUCAACAAUGGCGCGCUACAUCGCCGCCAACGGCGCUGCGGUCGUGGUCAUCGACCACCCCGGCGACGCGUCAAUCGUCCAGUUUACAUCCUCGCGUACCCGCGAUUUGGACAUAGUGUAUAACAGCGGGACGGUGCCUUUAUCCAACCUGUCCCCCCUCACGCAAUAUAACGCAACAGUCCGCACCGCAGUCGAAACACGCAUAUCCGAUAUCGCAUUCGCCCUCAGCCAAAUAAACAGCACAUCCUUGCUCACCCGGCAAUUCCCCUCCCUCCACUUCUCGGGUAGUCUAAACACAGAAACCUACGGUAUCAUAGGCCACGGUCUCGGCGGCACAGUCGCAACCUCCCUCAGCCUCUUCCCCACCCUCCUCUUCCCCACCCUGCUCAACGCCACAAACUCCCCCACCACUCGUUUCUCCAUCUCCCUCUCCGGUACACCGCCCCUCCUCGCCUCCUCCACAAACAACACCCCGCUCUUCUUCUUCGGCCGCGCAGACUUCCGCCGCGAACACGACAUCAACUGGCCGACCACCUGGUCGCAUCUCACGGGCCCAGCCACCGAGUUCGAUCUCGACGACUCUGCUAUUUUCGAUGCGAGCGAUCUACCGCUGAUCAUGGAGCUAGCGCGGGAAGAGGGUGGGAAAACGGGGGUGAAUAUUGUUAAGGAGAUGGUGGGGUAA